CCGACCGGCUAAGCUUCCAUAACAGCCACUGAUGUCGCUCUACAGCAGCAGGUGAGUGACUGAUUGCAAGUCAUCCUGAACUCAGCAGUUUGGCAGCAGGAGGACCUUUUUGUCUUUACAUCUGAUGAGAGUUAUAGUCAGUCAUUCAGUCACUGAGUGAAACGGCUUUGUCACGUUUCGACGCAGCAAAAACACUGUUUAGCGACUCGUUAGCUUAGCAACCGAAAGCCACAUGGAUCUUCAAAACACCAAGACUAACGAUGAGGGGAAGGAGUUGCUGAACCACGGCAAGACCCUCCGACUCCACACCGGGAAUUUAGUGAACCGGAGCCGGCUGAAGAAGAAGUGUCCCGGCUCUCCCAGCGAGGAGCUUCGAGACUGCAUCCAAGCCACGCUGAGUGACUGGUUGUCGACGGCCAAACCCACAAACACGGGCUUUCCAGACACACUGGACUGCUCCAUUCCUGAGGCGACAGAUGCCAUCACACCUGAAGAAAGGGACGAGGUGAAGAUUUCAGCGAAGCUUUUUCUCUGUGAGUCGGGUCAGUCGGCCAUCAGGGAUGCCGUGGAGAUGGCUUGCCAGACGUUGGCAGUUUCCCAGCUCGACUCUGUCAUCAUAGCGCCCCCUGGGACUGUGGAGGGUGACAGCCAGAGCCUGGCUCACCUGCAGCCGGCGUGGGAGGAGCUGGAAACUCUGGUGAGGAAGCAGAAGAUCGCAGCCAUCGGCACGUCUGACCUGGACAAAGAGCUGCUGGAGCAGCUCUACAACUGGGCCCAGGUGAAGCCCAGCAGUAAUCAGGUGAACCUGGCCUCCUGCUGCGUGAUGCCGCCCGAUCUGACAGCCUUCGCCAAAGAGUUCGACAUCCAGCUGCUCACACACAGCGACCCCAAAGAGCUGAUGUCGACAGCCACAUUCCAGGAGGCGAUGCAGGAAGGAGCGUCGGGCCUGAGCGCCACCGACUGGAGGCUGGAGUGGGUCCUCCGCUACUCCGUUAUAGUCAAGAGCCGCGGCAUCAUCAAAUCCAAGGGUUACCUGGUCAGCGCGAGGAGAGCGAGCCCCUAGCACUCAAACAGAGAGAGAGGGGGGAAGGAAAACACACGGAUGAAGCCAUUUUCCUCAGCUGUCAUUCUCACACAGAAAGUUCCAGUUCCGAUUAAUGGACGCUGCAAGUCAUGAAGUAAUUAAAGUAAUUUAUCUCCCUGAUAAAGUCACAUCUUCCUUGUUUCUAACUUUAACAGAAGCACUUGGUGGUUACUAGUAACCUAACACUUUCGGUGAAUCAUCACCAGCAGCAGCAGUGCACUGACAGCCGCUCAGAAACACAGUAAAUGAUGUUUUAUUACUGGAAACUGUUGGUUGCUAAACCUCGGUUCAAUAUGAAAGUUGUUUAAUUGUCUUGAUGUAAAGUGCCUCUCUACUGCCCCCUUCUGUUCUCAGACUUGCCUGCUUUCUACUUAAUGUGUAGGAAUGCAGCUAUGAAUAUUGGGGAGUAAAACUAUUAUUGGUACUGUAAAGAAAUAAAUAAAUAAUUCUCUACUUUUGAACAUAUCUAAUCCAGUUUAACAGAUUUGGAGAACAAUUAUAUUUUUUUUGGAUUAGACGAUUAUCAUUCCAUUAUUAAGCAUAACGCACAGAUUAAAAACCCAAAUGCAGUGGCUGAGUUUAUUUCAUGGUUAGAUUUUGGGUAAGUAUGCAGCUAUGUAUGUAGAAAUGUGUAAUUUAUGCUUUCGAGAUGUUUUUGUAGCUAUAAUGAUAUGUUCAAUCAGCUCAUACACAGAAAACUAAUCUGAGGCAAAGUAAAGCAAUAUUACGAGAUUAACUAGCGGGCUUGUGUCCUUUAUAUGUUGUGAUUACAGCACUGGAGACGUCACACAAAGAAGAUGUGAACAAUCUGUUUUUAUUUUAUUAAAUACAACUGUACUUAGACGAGGUCCAUGACUGAAAAUUCAGUUUUAUCAACAUAUUUAAAAUGUCUUAUCUGUAUAUUAUGAAUUGGCUUUAUUAAAGUGAUGAAAGUGUGUUUUUUGACUCAUCGGUCUUAAAGCGAGAAAUAAAUCUGUAUGAAAUGUAAUUAUUAUAAAAUGAUAUAUUUAUCCUAA
Molecule: messenger RNA, 2100 nt
Organism: Xiphophorus hellerii (green swordtail)
Lineage: Eukaryota; Metazoa; Chordata; Actinopteri; Cyprinodontiformes; Poeciliidae
Gene: gclm
Product: glutamate-cysteine ligase, modifier subunit
Exons: 7
Coding region: 233-1063 (276 amino acids)
Biological process (GO): glutathione biosynthetic process
Cellular component (GO): glutamate-cysteine ligase complex
Molecular function (GO): glutamate-cysteine ligase catalytic subunit binding; enzyme regulator activity
Source: RefSeq, a predicted model, not a curated record